AUGAAGAUCUCCUGCUUUCUGCUGCUGAUCCUCUCUCUAUCCUGCUUCCAAAACAACCCAGUUGCUCGCCUUGACACAAACAUAUGCAUUGAGAACAAAGACACCUGUCACAUGACCAGAUGCCCAUGCUCUCAUGUGGUAGUUGGCACCUGUUUUGAAGGAAAAGGAAAGUGUUGCCACAAACACUGUUGA
This is a messenger RNA of Grammomys surdaster, 192 nucleotides long. RefSeq names its product beta-defensin 37-like. Gene Ontology annotation, biological process: defense response to Gram-negative bacterium; innate immune response in mucosa; defense response to Gram-positive bacterium. Gene Ontology annotation, cellular component: extracellular region. The record is from RefSeq and is a predicted model, not a curated record. Lineage: Eukaryota; Metazoa; Chordata; Mammalia; Rodentia; Muridae. Gene Ontology annotation, molecular function: CCR6 chemokine receptor binding. Bases 1 to 192 code for a protein of 63 amino acids. The transcript has 2 exons.